This is a messenger RNA of Medicago truncatula (barrel medic), 1932 nucleotides long. RefSeq names its product pollen receptor-like kinase 4. Gene Ontology annotation, molecular function: protein binding; ATP binding; protein kinase activity. Gene Ontology annotation, biological process: protein phosphorylation. NCBI's taxonomy places the organism in Eukaryota, Viridiplantae, Streptophyta, Magnoliopsida, Fabales, Fabaceae. The coding region runs from base 1 to 1932 and encodes 643 amino acids. The transcript has 2 exons. The record is from RefSeq and is a predicted model, not a curated record.
AUGUCAAUGUCAUCUUCAGAUGCUGAGGCCCUAUUGAAGUUCAAGGGUUCAUUGACAAAUGCGGUAGCCCUCAGCAGUUGGGAUCCAUCCAUAAACCCAAAACCACCGUGUCAAGGAACCAUUCCGAAUUGGGUGGGCUUGUUUUGUUUGAAUGAUAGGGUGUGGGGGUUACGCCUUGAGAGCAUGGGAUUAACCGGAAAUAUUGAUUUGGCAUCUCUUGCUUCAAUGCCGGCAUUGCGAACACUUAGCCUAAUGAAUAAUACAUUUGUUGGUCCCUUGCCCGACAUAAAGUUGUUGCCCAAUUUGAGGGCCCUUUACCUGUCCUAUAAUCAUUUCUCCGGACAAAUACCCGAUGAUGCAUUUGCAGGUUUGCCUAGGUUGAGGAAAGCGCAUUUGUCUAAUAAUGAGUUCACCGGUAAAAUUCCAUCAACUAUUGCUACCUUGCCUAUUAUUGUCGUCCUUAGGCUUGACUCAAACAAGUUUCAAGGUGAAAUCCCCAAUUUUCGAAACAAGAAUAGUUUGAAAGUUAUCAACUUAUCUAACAACGAGUUAGAGGGUCCUAUACCACCUAAUCUAAGACACUUCGACGCCUCCUCAUUUAGCGGAAACGCACUUCUAUGUGGGCCUCCUUUGAUGAAUCAAUGUCAAUUACCUGCAGCAGGAAAGGAGACUGGUACUCUAUCCAAUCUGCUCGUUAUGAAAACAUCACUUAUUGUGAUUUCAAUAGCAUUUUUAGUAGUCAUUGUGGUUUCAAUAUUUGUCAUCUUUCGUUUGAAGUCCCAGAAGAAGCAGUUAGAUGAUGAACACCAUUCUUCUAUGAUUUCAACAUUCCAUGCGCAGGCCUCCAAAAAAUAUGUUAAGCCUCCUGUAGUUUAUGUGAAAACCAAAAGCUUGGCCGAACAUUAUGAUCCCGAAAGUCCUAAGCAUGAUCGCCACAGUCAUGGACAUUCCAAAAAGGGGGAACAAGGCAAGCUUAUAUUCCUUAGGCAGGAUGGAAUAACGUUUGAUUUACAGGAUUUGCUAAAGGCGUCUGCUGAAAUUCUAGGUAGUGCCUCAUUUGGGUCAUCGUAUAAAGCGGUGAUUUUGGACGGACUUAAGUCCGUGGUUGUCAAAAGGUACAAGCAGAUGAACAAUGUACCGAGAGAAGAGUUCCAUGAGCACAUGAGAAGGUUAGGAAACCUUAACCACCCCAAUGUUCUACCUCUCAUUUCUUAUUACUAUAGAAGAGAAGAGAAGCUUUUGAUCUCUGGAUUUGUUCACAACGGUUGCUUGGGUAGUCAUCUUCAUGGUAACCACAACUAUGAGAAGCCAGGACUUGAUUGGGGAACCCGUUUGAAAAUAGUGAAAGGUGUAGCAAGGGGUUUGUCUUAUCUAUACAGUGCACUCCCAAGUGUGAUUGUACCUCAUGGUCAUCUAAAAUCUUCGAAUGUACUUUUAGAUGAAUCUUUUGAGCCCUUGCUCACUGAUUAUGCCCUAAGUCCUGUUAUAAACCUUGACCACGCCCAACAAAUAAUCAUGCCUUACAAAUCCCCAGAGUAUGCUCAACUGGGUCGUAUUACAAAGAAAACUGAUGUGUGGAGUUUUGGGAUUCUAAUAUUGGAGAUACUAACGGGUAAAUUCCCAGAGAACUAUAUUACACCAAGGUAUAAUAGUGAUUCUGACUUAGCAAGUUGGGUAAAUAUGUUAAUUACUGAGAAGAGGACAAGUGAGGUAUUUGACGUUGAGAUGGGAGGAAUCGGAACUAGUAAAGCUGAAUUACUCAAACUAUUAAAGAUUGGUCUAAGUUGUUGUGAAGAGAAUGUUGAAAGAAGGUUGGACAUCAAAGAGGCUCUUCAACAGAUUGAAGAAUUGAAAGAAACAACAAUUGAUGGAGGAGAAUACUCUUCCUCCCUUAUCACCUCUACCGAAAGGGAUGCUUACAGAGCUGUGUGA